This is a messenger RNA of Bactrocera latifrons, 2176 nucleotides long. RefSeq names its product putative inorganic phosphate cotransporter (gene dmGlut). The transcript is spliced from 7 exons. Lineage: Eukaryota; Metazoa; Arthropoda; Insecta; Diptera; Tephritidae. The record is from RefSeq and is a predicted model, not a curated record. The coding region runs from base 363 to 1883 and encodes 506 amino acids. Gene Ontology annotation, molecular function: transmembrane transporter activity. Gene Ontology annotation, cellular component: membrane. Gene Ontology annotation, biological process: monoatomic anion transport; transmembrane transport.
CUAGGGACACUAGAGAACGAUCGGUAGCACCUCACUGUUGGCUAAGUUAACUGCGCUGCACGAUCGCAAAUAUACGCGGUACACAGUUAAUAACCAACGUUACUUGUAGUUGCAGAGCAAUUACUUGUAUGGACGAGUGUGCGACUUGCCACAACGCGGCGCAGGAUUGGGAAUUUUGAGCACAGGAAACAGAAAUCAAAGCGCAAACUCUUGAAACACACACCGACAAACGAUCAAGGCAACGGUCCGGCUUGUGAAGCCACCGUCAAAGGAGCGCAGUUUUUGCUGUCGCAACAGUUCUCUUAUUUAUCAAACUGGAGAAUACGAGGUAUACGCCUGUCUAUACAACAGAAAGAAUUAAAAUGACGCAACAACCGGAGUGGGGAAUACGAUUCUCGAGGUUUUUCCUCGUACCUCAGCGAGUGAUCCUUUCGAUCAUGGGCUUUUUUGCCAUACUCAAUGCAUAUACGAUGCGUAUAUGUCUCUCGGUAGCUAUUACCGAGCUAGUGGUUAAAAAAAAUCAUACAGACGAUGAUGGUAGCACGGCGGUAUGCGUGGCCGACGAUUUGGACUCGGAAUCAAGUAGUGGUGGUGAAUAUGAAUGGUCAGAAGAGUUACAGGGUUAUAUACUUUCAUCCUUCUAUAUUGGUUACAUUUUGACGCACAUUCCUGGCGGUCUAUUGGCGGAAAAAUUUGGUGGUAAAUGGACGCUCAGUUUGGGUAUACUGUCUACAGCUUUCUUCACCGUCAUUACACCACUCGCCAUCAUUCAUGGUGGUGCGACUUGGCUAAUUGUUGUGCGUAUUCUGAUGGGCAUUGGUGAGGGUACCACCUUCCCGGCUUUGAGCGUAUUAUUAGCACAAUGGGUGCCGAUUAAGGAGCGUGGCAAAUUGGGUGCGUUGGUAUUGGGUGGUGGACAAGUCGGUACAAUUUUGGGUAAUCUGUUGUCUGGUAUACUGUUGGACGCUUAUGAUUGGCCUGUGGUCUUCUAUUUCUUCGGCGGUAUUGGACUUGUAUGGUUCGUCAUUUUCACUUUCCUUUGCUACAGUGACCCAACCACACAUCCAUUCAUCAAACCUAGCGAAAAGGAGUAUCUAACCAAGCAUAUGGGUAGCAUUGGUCGCAACAAAAAUUUGCCACCCACACCAUGGCGUGCCAUUUUAACCAGUUUGCCAAUGUGGGCUUUGAUAUCAGCACAAAUCGGUCACGAUUGGGGCUUCUAUAUUAUGGUUACUGAUUUGCCCAAAUACAUGGCAGAUGUUAUGCAAUUCUCUAUUAAAGCUAACGGUCUCUACUCUUCACUACCAUACGCCAUGAUGUGGAUCUUCUCGUUGGGUUCAGGUUUCGUUGGCGAUUGGUUGAUUUCACGUAAAAUCAUGAAUAUCACUAAUGUGCGCAAGAUGAUGACUGGUUUAGCUGCCUUUGGCCCAGCGAUCUUCAUGGUUGCUGCUUCAUAUGCUGGUUGUGAUCGUAUUGCUGUCGUUGCACUUUUUACCAUUUGUAUGGGUCUUAUGGGUGCUUUCUAUGCGGGCAUGAAGCUUACACCGCUCGAUAUGAGUCCCAACUAUGCGGGCACAUUGAUGGCGAUCACCAACGGUAUUGGUGCGAUUACGGGCGUUGUUUCGCCAUCACUGGUGGGCUUGAUGACACCAAAUGCCUCGCUGCUCGAAUGGCGUCUGGUUUUCUGGGUCGCUUUCGGUGUGCUUGUCAUCACCGCCAUUGUCUAUGUGAUCUGGGCGUCGGGUGAGGUGCAAGAUUUCAACGAUCCACCACGUAGAAUCGAUUUCGAAGCCGAGGAGAAGGAGAAAGCAGCUGUUGCAACACAACUUGAAAGUAGUGAAAACUUACAAGAUGCGCGGAAUAUAAAAACAACACAUACCUAGGUUGUGUGUGUGAGUAAUAUCUAGUAGCAUUUCCGUACUAUAUAACGAAUAGUUACGCGUGCACGAAAACUGCCGAGCGAUCUGUUGAAGAAAGAAAAGAAUUUACAAAUCAAAUUCUAAUUAUAAAAGUAUUUAUUGUAACUAUAAUUUGAGCAAAAAAUGCAAAAAGUAGCAAACAACAACAAGCAGACAACGAAAGUAACAACCAGCAAAGAGUGUUGAUUAAUUAAAAAAGAAAUUAGAGAAAAAGACAAUCAAAAAUAAAACAAUUAUAAGAAACAUAAAUCAAAUUU